GGGUGUGUGGCUGUGUAAUUCGGAUCUGGGUCCUGAUGGGCGUGUGGUCCAGAUGUCUGACCCCUCCCUCUGCUCGGGCAGUACAGCGGGCAGCUGCAGCGGGCCCUACUCUCUACUGCCCCCUAUCGGCCGCUCCCAGAACAGCAUGCUCACCAUGGGACCCCGCAGCUGCUCAGACGGGUACCUUGCCCAGAUGGAGAAACACAGACACGCUAAAGCAGCAUAUAAGGCGUACACCCUGAGGGACUACCAGGGCCUGAAGCAGCAGGGGAAGAUGGGAGGUCUGGGGCCCAGCACCGACAUCACACAGGAGACGGUUGAGAAGGUGCGUCGUCAGAAGUUGUAUUCGGAGGUGAUCCGCCAGCAGAAUAAGCAGAUCAGCCGGAUCCCCUUCCUGCCCGCUCACAAGCACAACGCAGCCGACACCGCUGACAAGGACGCCCCUACUCCCCGGAGGAAGGCUCUGGAGUACGCCAGGAGCAUCUCCAAGCCCAAGGUGUCCCCGCGCGUGAAGAGGGACGGCCAGGAGAAUAACACGCCAGCUGCGGGGACCGCAGUGGGGACAGGAGCGGCAUCGGUGGCAGGGACUGGGACGAGCGCUGUGGCAGCAGCGACAUCAGUGGCGGUCCCGGAGCGGGUCCGGCUCAUGGCCGGCGUGGACUCGGCCCAGUUGAGUCAGCUGGAGUCUCUACGCCGCCGACACGAACAGGAGAAACAAGCAGUCGCCCAGCUCAACGCAAUUCCACAUCUAAUAUUGAUCAUACUGUGCCCCCGACAAGAUGAAGAAAGCCGUAUGGUUUUGUAAAUUCAGCAAUUAAGUAUUUGUCUUUAUGUGAAAUGUGUGAGAAAAAAGUGUGUAAUAGAAAUAUUUUUGCUUGAUUAGCUUGGUUCCCACAUCACAGUACUUAACCAUUGUCCUCAGGCCUUCCUCAUGUUUUGUGUAUAUGAAUAAAUAUCUAAUAAAUAUCUAAUAAAUAUCUAUUUUAUAGUUUGA
Molecule: messenger RNA, 994 nt
Organism: Engraulis encrasicolus (European anchovy)
Lineage: Eukaryota; Metazoa; Chordata; Actinopteri; Clupeiformes; Engraulidae
Gene: jhy
Product: junctional cadherin complex regulator
Exons: 5
Coding region: 53-805 (250 amino acids)
Biological process (GO): axoneme assembly
Source: RefSeq, a predicted model, not a curated record